Seriola dumerili (greater amberjack) is the source of this 1105-nucleotide messenger RNA. RefSeq names its product actin-related protein 2/3 complex subunit 4-like (gene arpc4). Gene Ontology annotation, molecular function: actin filament binding. Lineage: Eukaryota; Metazoa; Chordata; Actinopteri; Carangiformes; Carangidae. Gene Ontology annotation, cellular component: actin cytoskeleton; Arp2/3 protein complex. The record is from RefSeq and is a predicted model, not a curated record. The transcript is spliced from 6 exons. Bases 94 to 600 code for a protein of 168 amino acids. Gene Ontology annotation, biological process: Arp2/3 complex-mediated actin nucleation; actin filament polymerization.
UCGGAGGCAGAGCGGAGUUCCGGUAUGUUCACGGAAAAAGCCCUGACAAGUGUAGCUGCUUCCGCCUUUAGCCGCCUCUCCUGAAACAGAGAAAUGACGGCAACCUUGCGUCCAUAUCUCAAUGCGGUGCGUGCCACUCUGCAGGCCGCCCUCUGUCUGGAAAAUUUCUCUUCACAAGUAGUGGAGAGACACAACAAGCCAGAGGUGGAAGUGCGGAGUAGUAAAGAACUGCUCCUGCAGCCUGUGAUAAUCAGCCGUAAUGACAAGGAGAAGGUUCUGAUCGAGGGCUCCAUCAACUCCGUCAGAGUCAGCAUCGCUGUCAAGCAGGCAGAUGAGAUUGAGAAGAUUCUGUGCCACAAGUUCAUGCGCUUCAUGAUGAUGAGAGCAGAGAACUUCUUCAUCCUGAGGCGGAAGCCAGUGGAGGGCUAUGACAUCAGUUUUCUCAUCACCAACUUCCACACAGAGCAGAUGUACAAACACAAACUGGUGGACUUUGUUAUUCAUUUCAUGGAGGAAAUUGACAAGGAGAUCAGUGAAAUGAAGCUGUCUGUCAAUGCCAGGGCUCGUAUUGUCGCUGAAGAGUUUCUCAAAAAUUUCUGAGAGAGUGAAGUACAUUCCUUUUGCAAUCUGGCCAUCACUGUGGAGUGUGCACAUCACAGGGCAGAGACGAGACAAAACCCUGACAGCCAAGAGAAGUUAAGAAGUACUGGCCAAUGAGGUUUUACCCUUUAACCUUAAAAUACCCCUGUGCUCAAAAAUAUUGAUGUUUGUAUAUAAUGAAUAUUCACACAAGACAUUACUAUCUGCCUUUAGAACAUUAGAAGAAGUCAGGGCAGGUCCUUAAAAAACAUUUGUAAUCAGUAUUAAUGAGCACAGGGUAAUAUGAAAGUUUUUCAGAUAAUUUAAUUUUUUUUAAAUAUAUAUAUAUAUUAUAUGCACAUAAAUUCCAUUUUGCUAUGUUUUGUUACAACAGACCUUAAACCAUGAAGGCAAUCAACUAAUACAUGUUUAUUGUUUUAGUACACAGAGUAGAACCUAUUGUAGAUGGAUAAUAAAAAUAAAUAUACUUGCUGGCCGUGAAGAUGAAUAAAAGCAUUAUCCUUUG